GAGGGGCGCGGUACAACAGGGUGGAGUUCACAGCUACUAGUCUGGGAACUCUCACCAUAUGUGCGCUUUGGCACAUUUCUGCACCCGUUGCUGCAGAGCAUCUGCUCCCCGGGCACCCCUCUGGUUAGGACCACUCGGUUGAUCCAGCCUCUCUCCAGGUCAGGGAUACGAGUUUGGGAAGAUGAUGGUACCGGAUCCGCUGCGAUCGACCACGGACAUUGGGGGCGGAGAGGACACGUCGCUCGCAUUACCGUCCGACAAGAGCUUGAGCUCCGGACACCAGCGCGUCCUCAGCCAGGUCCACAGCAUAAAGAGGAGCAAGUCCAAAUACAAGAACGGCACCAUAGGCACUACACAACAGUCUUCCAAAUCCUAUAAUGAGUUUGGAACCAGCAAGUUUAGUGCAAAGAGCACCUACAAGCGCACCAAUUCUGCCCCAUCAGGGGGCUUCAACAAAGGGACGGUCCGAAGUCUGACUACUAAAAAUACCAGAGGACGAUAUGUCAGCACCAAAGCUGAAAAGCAAAUCAUGACCACCACCUUGACACAGAACCUAAACGGGCUGCAACUUAGUCGCAGUGACCCUGCUUUGGAUGAUGUCCCUCACAAGGUUCCAGCUGUUAGCAUGAAAAUCAAAGGGCAGCCUAUUCAAAGCCAAAACAGUCUUCUAGGUGGUAGAGAAUCUCGUUCGGUGAUUAAUAGGAGUUUCACUGAGAACCACACACACACUUUUCCGAUGUCUUCUGGACACUCUCUGACUGAUGGCAAGUCUGGCUCCUUAAAGAUUACCAAAUUGGAGCAGAGAUCUUUGGUGAACUCUGCAACAAAUGUCUCAGCUCUAACCCUAAAGGAGGCAGUGGAGUACUUGAAAGAGCCUGAUGAGAACUUAAAUCACCGUGGGGCCAGCUUCAUACAACACACCUGCUAUAAUGAGGAGUCGGCCAAAUCUGAGGUCCUCAGUCUUGGUGGAAUUCCACCCCUGGUCAACAUGCUGGAAAGCUCUAAUCCAGACGUAGCCCAGGUUGCUUCUGGAGCUCUGAGGAAUCUUGUCUUCAAGAAUCUGGAAAAUAAAAUUUCAGUUCAGAAAUAUGGUGGUAUAGCUAAGGUCCUGAACCUGCUAAAGAGGACAGAGUCUACGGAGACCAAGAGACAGGUCACAGGCCUGCUCUGGAACCUGUCUUCUGCUGAUGAACUGAAGGGAGAACUAAUGAGAACAGCACUUCCUUCUCUGACUAAAAAUGUGGUGGUGCCAUUUGUCAACUUAUCAGAUAGUGCUGACUGCCCAAAUAUAGAUCCAAGUGUCUUCCUUGGUGCCACUGGCUGCCUGAGGAACCUGAGCAGUGGAAAAGAGAAGGACAGGAAAACAAUGAGAGACACCAAGAACCUCAUUGACUCUCUAAUGAAACAUGUUUUGUCUUGCGUGGCAGAAGAUAGCCCAGAUGAAAAGUCAGUGGAAAACUGUAUGUGCACCCUACAUAACUUGAGCUAUCAAGUUUGGACAGAGUGUCCAGAGAUUUCCGAGAAAUUCAUGGAAUCAAGAGGGGCCCAGUCUGAGAGGGAGACAAAUCCCAAUGCUGGAUGCUUCAGCCCCAGAAGCAGAAAAGCUCAAAACACGUUGUUUUCGGACUCACCACAAAUAAACAGCAAACCUUCGGGGGCCGAAUGGUUGAUUGAUUCUAAAGCCGUGGAUGGCUAUCUGUCUCUGCUAAGAACAUCCAAGAAUGAUGCCACUUUGGUGGCCUGCUGUGGAGCCUUGCAAAACCUCACUGCAAGCAAAGAGGAGGGGUCUGCAGCUCUGAGUGAGAUUUUGUAUAAAAAGCUUGGGUCUGAGUUACUCCUACCCUUUCUGUUUCAGUCCCCUAACAAAGCUCUUAGGAAGACCUCUUUCUCUCUUUUGGAUAACUUGUCUCGCAAACCCAAUUUGCAAUCCAAGAUGGGUAAGAAGCAUCUUUUUCAACAAGGAUCAUUUCCUGCAUUAAAUUUGAAGUUCAGGAAGCAGUGGAGUUGGGCAUUCUCCUUUGUAGCAAAGGAAACUUUGCCUGACCUUAUAAAGCUGUUCCGCAGUCCUGAUUGGAGAGAGGAAACUCAACCUGAAAUUGUUGCAACUGUUGCUUCCAUAAUCAAUAGACUGUUGCUGGUAGAAAGUGAGGUCAGCAAGAAAGUUAUUGCUAAGGAUCUAGUUUUUGUGCUGAUAGACAUGAGUGAAAAAGGGCCUGACAACGAAGCCACGACUGCAGCCUCAAAGCUGCUAUACAACUUGUGGUCUGAUAAGUUUUUGCAAACCUUCACAAAAAAGCUGAAGAUAGACAAAGCACGCUUCGUAAACUUCAGAACUAUAACAGCCAUCAAGGGCUCCAGUUAUGAUGUAAUUGAAUCACAGCAGGAUAAAUAAAGGAAGGAAACCGGCCUGAUUAGAGGCUUCCACAGCCACACCCUUCAAGUCUUCACCUUCUGAAUGCUUUGCCUUGUUGGAGGAACCUCUCAGUUAUCUUCUUCAGACAUUGUGUAUAUAGAGUUAAAAGAUUUUUACCUUGUCUUUGUGAAUAAUCAGAAAAGGCUUGUAGUUUAAUUAGAAAAUGUUAGUGUUUUGUAGGUUAGGUAUGACAGUGUGUGUGCACAAGUACUAAAAUCAAAUUCAAACAGCCUUCAACACACAUCCUUACCUCCAUGGAUUGUUGUUACAUUGAUUCCUAAAACUCUAAGUAUGUCAUCACUAUAAAAUGUGGUUACUGGCGGCUAGAGCAUAAUUAUCUAGUGUGGUGUUAAGAUUUAAGAAGUCUAGCCAAAAAAAAAAAAAAAGAAACAUGGAAAAAAAAGAUAACAAAGGUGUUUUGUUAUACGUAUGUAGUUGUGAAAUUGUUGCUUGCUGGCGAAAUAUGGGCUGUUCUUUCUACGUCGUCAAACAAAAUAAUACAAAAAAAAAAGACUUUGUCCUUUUUUCAGUAACUAUUCACACAGUUCACAUAUUUUUAUAAAUGAAAAAUCUAACAAUAUCAAUUCAGAUUUAAUUAAUGCACUUGCAGAAACUGCCCAUCUACAAAUAUGUCUGUCUGUCUGUAAGGGGUCCAUCUUCUGAAUGUAAUUAUGGAUCUUGCUAAUCAUUUUGCUUCUUUGCCAAUUAUAACAAUAAUAGUUUUGUACCUUACGUGAAGUUUUCACCCUUUUAUCUUUUAUAAAUGUUCUUUUUUUUUUAAGUUAAUAGCACCUUGACUACAUAAUCUUAUGUUUUUUGUACUUUUCUGAUAUAACAUGAUGUAAGAUGGUUCCAUUAGGAAGAGCUAAACUGCACACAGAAUAUAUGGGUGUUUUGACUCCCAUCUCUUCUAUGGGCUAUACUGUACGCCCAACUCCCCUUCAUUCUGAGCUUCAGCCAGCUCCUGUGUUUCCUGGCUUUCAUUCCUGGACAGACUGAUUAAUCCAGGUGUGUCUGACCUCAGUAACCAUGACGGCAUAAUCCAGACACACCUGGAUUAAUCACUCCGUCUAGUAAUGAAAGACGGGUAAACAAAGGAGAUGCUGAAUAUAGAGGAAAAUUGCCUACAAGGAGUCUGAGGUUUGAAAAAAUGCUAAAGUAAGAUUUUACUCUUAAGCCCUUUGAAUAUCCUAUAGCAGUGAAUUGUCACAGUUUGGUUAAAACCUUAUGCUCUGCAUAUUCAUGAAGGCCCACAUGCAAAAAGGUUGCACACAGUCUUCCCCGAAGUUUUCACACACAAAUCAAUUUGUUCUUGUUAUGAAGCUCAGCUUUGGGAACACUGUCAGUUUUGUACUCUGAAAUCUUUAAAAUAUUAGGCCUCUACUAAUAGAUAAUCUCUUAUGUUAAUUCCAUAACAGCAUCUUUUAGCCAGAUGUGUCUGAGUUAUUUUAUUUUGAUUUAUGGUAAAAAAAAAAAAAAAAAAAUCGCAAUCAAAUCUAUUUUAGGUUACUUAAUAACCUAGGAUAUUCAUUUAUAAAGACAUAAUUUCAGAAAACCUGUAUUCUUUGCCCCUUUAUCCACCCCAAGGGCUUUUCAGAUGUUAAGAGUAAAAUUAGACCAUCACUGUUCAUAGAAAAAAUUGUUCAACAUGCUGAUCAUUUGAUACCAUAAGCUGCAAACAUUGUGAGUGUUAUAUUUUCUUUGUUUCUAAAGGCGGGGGUUGCCAACAUGUUUUACAAGCAUCUUUUAUGGCUCGUUUUUAGUUGCACUUUAAGUUCAAGUGAACUCCCACAGAAGAGGGAUGUAUGUUUUUGUUUUUUUUAGUAUUUAAUUUGCUAUUUGUUUUCAUGAAACAGAAUGGUCAGAAAAAUUUAUUAAUUAUAUAUAAAAAAAAAAAAAUAGGUUUACAUUACCAAAUAUCUUCCCUCUGUUUGGGUUUUCUGUUCUCUGAGCUUAAACUGAAACUGAAGAGCAAGUUAAGCAAGUCUGUUAGAGAAUAUUGCAACUGUUUUGUGGAAACAUUUUUCCACAACAAAUAAUACAAGCGUUCAUGCAGGAAUCUAGACUCUUGGAUUCUCUUUGCACUAAAUGAUUUAUAAAAACAAGAACUUGUGACACGUGGGUAAAAAACUGGAGAAUUAUUUGGCAAAGGAGCAAGUUGAUGCUUAACUUCUUUUUUUAAAGUUAUAAAAUGCAGCUUUCUGUACUGCUAAAGCCUACUCAUUAACAUUUUUCCAAUUAAGUUUGAAGCGUAGCUAAUGAGGUAUCUAAUGUAUUGCAGCUGUUACAGAACAUACAUGAUGCAAAAUGUCAUUUGUAUCUCAGUUUGUGGGGAUUACUGGUUGUAGUUGUUAUGCUAGCAGUAAUGUAUAAUUAUUUGCACUGAUAGUACAGUAAUGUCCAAUGUCUUCUUUAAGUAUUUCCAGUAUUGAAGUUUUUUUUUUUUUUGCGGCGCAGUGCUUUGGGGAGUCUUUUCUGUUGUUGCUCUUUCAUGAAAUGUUUAUAUUAUGUUUUUUUUUUUUUUCUGAUUUACAUUUGUGUUUUCAUCACCAUGGCUUGAAUUUUUGGUAAAGAUAGAAAAGAGAAACCGAGACAAAGUAGCAGUAGUUUGCGUUGUGGAAUUAGUCACUCAUGCAUGUAAAAGAGGUUGGUGUGAUAGUAAAUUUUCAGGCCUGUCAGCAACUGAUUGACAGUGGGUGGAGUCGUUAGUGUUGGAGGCUCUGCUUUGAUCUUUUCAGCUAAAGACUGAUGUGAAAAUUAAAACCCUGUGCCAUUUAUGUAAUGAUAAUGAAUUAUGAACUCAGCCUAAAUACUUGGAAGAAAGUAGCACAGUUAGACAAGUUCUUUUUAUUUUUUUUGGGUCCAACACGUGUUCUUUAUCUUUCUUGCAACCUUACAGCAUUGGCGGCUAAUGAAAGGGCAUAUGAUUUCCCACCAGAAUUAAUGCCUUUUUAUUUAAAGAAAAAAAAAAAUCUGCUUCUGUUAGUGUAAUUGCAAAACAAACAAAAAAUAAAUCUGAGCCUUGAUGUGAGGUGGUUAAGAUUUUUCCCAUCAAUCCAAAGUAAUAGAUGGUGGACAUUUUUAUUCUCUGCUAUAAGAGGGUUCUCUACUUUAGGGUCAAUCACCUUCAGUAUUUUUUAUUUUCUUGGAAUGUAUUUUUAUUGAGAACUGUAUGUUUUGCAUUUUAUUUUAACAGUUUCCAAUCAGUUCAUAUAUGCACUAAUAAACAGCUAUGCAGACGACA
Messenger RNA from Cyprinodon tularosa, 5657 nucleotides. It is a transcript of the gene pkp1a, whose product is annotated as plakophilin-1. The coding region runs from base 182 to 2392 and encodes 736 amino acids. The transcript has 15 exons. Lineage: Eukaryota; Metazoa; Chordata; Actinopteri; Cyprinodontiformes; Cyprinodontidae. Gene Ontology annotation, cellular component: nucleus; plasma membrane; cytoplasm. Gene Ontology annotation, molecular function: cadherin binding. The record is from RefSeq and is a predicted model, not a curated record. Gene Ontology annotation, biological process: cell-cell adhesion; cell-cell junction assembly; intermediate filament bundle assembly.